GAUCCUGAUGGAGUGAGUCAGUGGAUUAUCUGCAGGCUGACGCCUAAGAGGAGGGGUGCCACAGGCAGUUUGCUCUGGUUGAUGCUCACCGUCAUUGAGAAAUUGGCUUCACAGCUGGAUGGAGCUCAGGAGGAACUCCAGAACGUGCAGAACAAGACUACUAUGACAGCAGCUGCCCAGACAGUUUUACAAGAGGCCUCGAAAGUUCAGAUCGCCAAGGUGGAAGCUCUGGAGGCACAGUUAGUUAAAUUGGCCGUGCCUUCAUCGAGACCUUUCCUCUCGAUGCCUACCCCUCCCCUCUCUGAGCCUGAGCCUAAACAGGUGUCUGAGCCUUCUGCUCCUCCUCCCGCGUCCUCUUCCUUUUUCCAGUCCCCUUCUAGGGUCCUUUCCCGGACUCCUUCCCCUUCUGUUUCUGCUCCCUCAUCGUCUCCAGCCAUCUCCGCUGCUCAUUCCCCUGAUCCUUUCUCUUCUCCUUCUUCUGAUGCUUCCUCUUCUGAUCCUUCCUGUCCAGCUCAGAUCCAGCCAACAACAUCUUCUCCCCAGAUGUCUUCUCCACACCAACAGGGACCUGCAUUACCACUAACGCCCCUGCCCGCAACUCUCCAACAGGCACUCACAUCAGCAGCUACAUCUCCGCCGGGAGCUCUCCAACACUUACCACCACCAACAUCCUCGUCAGCACCUCCCCAGCAAGCAUCGGCGCCUCUCCUACAGACACCAUCGCUUACCCAACAGGUCCCUCCACCACCAACGGUGCCUCAGCCAACCCCUUCCCAACAGUUAUCUCCAGGGCCAACCUUAGCGGAUGGCCAAACAGUACUUGUAAAGUGCAAACGACUACUGAGCCAGGAUAGAGACAGAGACUGGAAGAGGACUUUUCGGGAGGGUAACUGUAAAGUAUCUUCCCCUCCCCAUUGGGAGCGCAGGAUGAGGGUCGCAUCUAGACCUGCAACCAAACACCGGGUGACCACAGAUCUCCAAGGGCAACAGAGUACCUUUAGAAAUUCUCCAAGCUUUACUACUUAUGAUCUGGCCUCACUUACUGAGAAAUACCAGCAGAAGCCAGGAGAAUCCUUGAAAGCAUGGAUUCUGAAGGUGCUAGACAAAGGGGCGGAUUCCCUGGUGCUAGACGCUAAGGCGCUAAGAUCUUUAGGGCCACUGACUCGUGACAUGCUUUACAACGCAAUCCUGCGCGGCGCUCCCCUAGGGGUGACCUAUACCCCCCUCUUAGAAUGGUGCCUUCAGUGCUGGCGGCAAAGGUGGCCCUUUUGGGUGGACCAUAAUGACCCUUUGCCCAAUCCGUGGAUGUCCUUAGAUGAGGCAGUGCAGCGCCUGCGUGAGGAAGCAAUGAUAGAGUGGAUUUAUCUGGGGAAGGCUGCGGGCCUGGCAGGACCUAAUGCGGUAAUAUUGUCAAAUCACAACAGGGCCCAGUUAAUUCACUCGGCUCCUUUGCAAUGGAAGUCACUCAUCACAAUGCUCUUAUCAGAGCAUAGGGGAACCAUUGGAGAAAUGAUUCCCAUCCUAAGGGAGCAUCUUUCCAGAGAUAAGGUGGAAAACACUCUCCUUUCUAUAAAAGAACAAAGGAGACCAAUGCCAGAUCCCUGCUCUCCAGCUAACCGUAGAGCUCCUGCUCAGCAGGAGAGAAAUAACUUCCCAGGACUCUCAGAGGAAACAAGCAAAGACUCUGAGACAGAAGCCCAAGCGGCAAACAUGGCAACAUGGGUUUAA
This is a messenger RNA of Phascolarctos cinereus (koala), 1728 nucleotides long. RefSeq lists its product as uncharacterized. The record is from RefSeq and is a predicted model, not a curated record. Gene Ontology annotation, cellular component: Golgi apparatus. NCBI's taxonomy places the organism in Eukaryota, Metazoa, Chordata, Mammalia, Diprotodontia, Phascolarctidae. Gene Ontology annotation, biological process: response to virus.